Molecule: messenger RNA, 2801 nt
Organism: Pecten maximus
Lineage: Eukaryota; Metazoa; Mollusca; Bivalvia; Pectinida; Pectinidae
Product: DNA/RNA-binding protein KIN17-like
Exons: 10
Coding region: 52-1260 (402 amino acids)
Biological process (GO): DNA replication; DNA damage response
Cellular component (GO): nucleus
Molecular function (GO): double-stranded DNA binding
Source: RefSeq, a predicted model, not a curated record
AUUAACCGGAAGUUGGUAUUCUUUGAAGUCGUACUUGUGUUGAUUGAGAAAAUGGGAAAAGAAAAGGGAGGUUUCCUCACCCCUAAAGCGAUAGCGAAUAGAAUCAAGUCCAAGGGCCUACAGAAAUUGAGAUGGUUUUGUCAAAUGUGUCAAAAACAGUGUCGUGACGAGAAUGGCUUCAAGUGUCACAUGAUGUCAGAAUCUCACCAGAGACAACUGUUGUUAUUUGCAGAAAAUCCGGAUAAAUACAUUGAUGACUUUUCAGAGCAAUUUGCAAAUGAGUAUCUGGAGUUAUUGAGUCGUAGAUUCAACACAAAGCGUGUCCAUGCCAACAUUGUGUACCAGGAGUAUAUAGCCUACAGGGAGCAUGUUCAUAUGAAUUCCACACAAUGGGAAACACUCACAGAAUUUGUCAAGUGGCUUGGAAAAGAAGGAAAGUGUGUAGUAGAUGAAACAGAAAAAGGAUGGUUUGUGGCAUAUAUUGACCGAAACCCUGAGACAAUACGCAAACAGGAACAGGUGAAAGCUAAGGAGAAGAUGGACUUAACAGAUGAAGAGAGGACAUCAAAAUUUAUACAGCAACAGAUUGAGCGUGCUGCUGAGAAGGACAGCACAUCCAAAGCAGCAGAAUUUACUGAACUGAAGAGGGAAAAUGAAGAAGAGAAAGUAACUAUGAGUCUCUCCGGUCUAGUAAAGAAGAAGGAGGAAAAAGUCAAAGUCAGUACUGAUAAUCUUUUUACAAAACCAGUAGACACCUCUGUCACUAAAAUUGGGGAAAGCAGUACAUCCAGUGUUACCAGGGAAACUUCAAAACCCAAACUGGCAGGACAGAAACGGAAAUCAGCCCUGGAUGAAAUUAUGGAGUUUGAAGAGCAGAAGAAGGAGAAAAUGAACAGAAAAGAUUACUGGCUACAUGAAGGCAUUAUAGUAAAGGUUGUCACAAAGAAACUCGGGGAUAAGUACUACAAGAAAAAGGCUUUUGUAAAGGAAGUGAUUGAUCUGUACAAGGCUGUGAUAAAGAUGAUAGACAGUGGUGACAAAAUGAAAGUUGAUCAGACACACUUGGAGACUGUCAUACCAGCUAUAGGUAAAACGGUCAUAAUUGUAAAUGGAGCGUAUCGAGGAUAUGAAGCCAUACUAGAAAGCAUUAAAGAGAGGAAGUUUUGUUGUACAGUGUCCAUCAAAUCGGGUCCAUUAAAGGGGAGGAUGAUUGAUAAUAUAAAAUAUGAAGAUAUAAGUAAAAUUUAUCAGCCAUCCUGAGGAGAAUGAACAGUAGACGAGAAAUAUUGAGGAUGAUGAAACAGUGAAUACUCAUAUCGCAUAUGAGGAAGGUAUCAGCACCCAGCUGUUUAACAAGAAUUGCUGGAGAAAAAGUAGAGAAACAGCCAAAAAUGAAUGGCUAUGGAAUGAAGUUACUGCACUCUAUAAAUGAUCCAGUCAUAAUUGCAUGCAGGCGAUAUUAAAGAGUGCCUUCAACAGAAAAUGCAAGAAAAUUUUUUUUAUUAUAAACCUCCAGCUAUAAAGUUACAUCAGUGGUCAUACCUGCCUUCCAAACCACUUGGAAGAGUAUUAUUUAUAGAACUUUUAUCAAAUAGAACAUUCUGUAGAAUAUCACAGACAAAUACCCAUAGACGCUCCUCAGUUUAGCAUUCUACUCUCACAAAGGAACGCUAACAUUCACUCCAAAUAAUACCUUGGCAGUAUACCCAAUACCUUAGCAGUAUACCCAAUACCUUGGCAGUAUACCCAAUACCUUGGCAGUAUACCCAAUACCUUGGCAGUAUACUUAAUACCUUGGCAGUAUACUUAAUACCUUGGCAGUAUACCCAAUACCUUGGCAGUAUACCCAAUACCUUGGCAGUACACCCAAUACAUUGGCAGUACACCCAAUACCUUGGCAGUACACCCAAUACAUUGGCAGUACACCCAAUACCUUGGCAGUAUACCCAAUACCUUGGCAGUAUACCCAAUACCUUGGCAGUAUACCCAAUACCUUGGCAGUAUACUUAAUACCUUGGCAGUAUACCCAAUACCUUGGCAGUAUACCCAAUACAUUGGCAGUGUACUUAAUACCUUGGCAGUAUACCCAAUACCUUGGCAGUAUACCCAAUACCUUGGCAGUAUACCCAAUACCUUGGCAGUAUACCUAAUAGCAAGUGAUUGUCAAAUUACUAUUUAUCUGAGGAAACAAGUGAAUUUCUACAUAACAAGUAGUGUAUGUACAGUCGUUUGUAGGUCUACUGACUUUUUAUGAAGCAAGUGAGAAAGUGGAUGAUUACCAUGAAGAGGAGGAGAAUGUGUAUGGAGUAAUUUAAUAUUAUAUUCAGAUUUUAAUGAAUGUGUUGUGUAUUUCUAAAUUGGUUGCACUUAUAAGUGAGAAGCAUGUGAGGUAUGGAAUUUCAUUGAUUGAAAUCAUUUGUGGGUGUGUAUAAAUGUACUGUAUAUUUAUUGCUGAGGGCUAUUCCAGUAAAAUAUAUGUGAUAUGGUGGAAUUUCCAAAAUAAAGAAAUUUUAUACAUGGUGGGUGCUGGAGAAAAUGUGUCUUAUUAUAGGUUCUGUUUUAAUUAAAUCACUUUAGUUGGAGAUUCCGGUGUACAAACCUGGAGUCCUGCUGUUGUGUAGAUAUAGAUCUUUAACUGAAAAUGCUCUGGUUUUUACAGAAUUAUAUCAAACGUUAUCAUACAUGUACAUGAUUAGAUACAUCAUUUCAUUAAAUGCAUCGAUUCAUGUAACAUGCAGUAAAAUGUCAUGUCAAAAUCAUUAAAUUUUGAUAUUAAUGUGAAGAAUAAAUGUGUUAAGAAC